AUGAUCGUGCAGAAGGACGCCGCCUUCCACUGCGUCGUGGAGCUGGGGAAGCAUGGAGUGGUGCAGUUUAAGGAUGUGAGUUUUCCAAUUUUUACAAAUUUUUGGCUACAGCCGCGGACCUGAUUCAGUGGCAAAAAACAUACCAUUUUGUAUCUGGGAGGUAUCAAAAAUGUUGCAAAAUACCUCCUCUCCAACUAAAAAACUCCGUUUUGAAGGGCUUUCCCUCUACAGAAAUGCGGGCGGGCUUCUGAAAUCGGAGCCUUUUUACUUGGAGAGGGGAGAUAUUUUGCCACAUUUUUUGAUACUCCCCGGAUGUAAAAUGGUAUAUUUUUUGUCACUGGGUCAGGUCCACCAUUAUACAUUCUCUACCCUACCCAUAGAUCAAUCCCUGAAAGUUUUAGCUCUCGCUUUGUAGGCACAGCCGAGAUAAAUUGGCGGACCUGAUCAAGUGACAAAACACGGAUCAUUUUGCAUCCGGGAAGUAUCAAAAACGUGGCAAAAUACCUCCCUCUCCAAGUAAAAGUACUCCGGUUUCAAAAGCCCGCUCUUUUUUGAAGGAAAGGCCGUGCCUUUCAAAACGGAGUUUUUCACUUGAAGUUUUCGCUUGGAGAGGGAGGUAUUUUGCUACAUUUUUGAUACUUCCCGGGUGCAAAAUGGUACGUUUUUCGCCGAUUGAGGAGUAGAAAUAAGAAAAUUAAUUUUUGGAACGCAUAGGCGCUUAUUGGUACAUAACAAAAAGUGUGUCAACAAAACUAUGUACAUAAUCGUUUUGCGUCCUAAAAAACUAAUCUUUGUCAACUUUAUUCUUUCAUUUUUGGAAUUUUUUUAGAAAUAAUAAUUUUUGCAGCUAAAUCAACACCUUGGUCUUUUCCAACGGACCUUCGUCAGGGAGGUGCGACGAUGCACGGAGUUGGAACGUUGUAUACGUAGGUUCUAACCCUCUAAUUAUCUUUUCCCAAAUUUCGACCUUUAGGCUAUAUUGAGGAGGAAAUUAACGACGCCGGAGCUGUAGACCACAUCCCCCCACUGGACAGUACGAAUACCGAAGUCCUACAGCAACGUGAAAUCUACGAUUUGGAGGUGAAAUUGUACGAAUUGGAGAGGGAUUUGCGGCAGUUUUUGUCGAACGAAGAGCAGCUCAAACAGAACUACAAUGACCUCCGGGAAUUUCAAUGCGUCUUGCAGAAGGUGGAGAGCUUUUUCAGCGUGCAUUUGGAGGACAUGGCCAAGACUGAGCUGGAAAUUGAGGGCCUUGAUGACAAAGUCAACGAUUUAGUAAGGGCUUUUAGGGCGUUUGAGAUUUUUUGGGGAGAAAUUGGGUUAAAAUGGCAAAAAAUCAGCUAUUCAAGCUAAAAUGGGCUUUUUUCCAAAUUUUCCUUAAAUUUUUGUGGUUUUUGUUUAUAGAAUUUACAUCGUACUUCAAUUUUAGGGUACUCCGUUGACCCCGCUUCUCGAGCGAACACAUGAAACCCCAUGGUUUAUCGCUGGAAUUGUCGAGGCUCAUAAAAGACACUCAUUUGAGCGAGUUUUAUGGAGAGCAUGCCGAAGAACGGCAUUUGUCCGAACAGCCGAGAUUGACGACAUGUUCGAAGAUCCACGGACUGUAAGUUGAAAACUAUUUUGAAAUUUUUAAAAUUUACUUUUGUACAGUGCAAUCGGAAAAAAGAUAUUUAAAAAAUCUCAAAAUAUAAUGAAAUAAAAUUGGAAAACUUUACAAGCCCAGUCUUAGCAUGUCUUACAGAGCUUUUCUUUUUCCAAUUUUACAUUUCAUUGAUCUCAAGUUUGCGAAAAAUUCACAGUGCAAGUUUUAACUCCGCACUGUGCAGCAGUGAUUUUACUCUUUUUUCAAAGCGUUCAAAAUAACUCUACAGUGACGGACCUGAUCCAGUGGCAAAAAACAUAUCAUUUUCCAUCCGCGAAGUAUCGAAAAGUGUAGCAAAAUGCCUCACAUUCUGACAAAAAAACCUCCGUUUUGAAGGGCGCGCUUUUGAAAUCGGAGUUUUUCACUUGCAGAGGGAGGUAUUUUGCAACAUUUUUUGAUACUUCCCGGAUGCAAACUGACACGUUUUUUGCCACCGAAUCAGGUUCACCGCUGUAUGAGACCCUUUUAGCUUGCACUAUGCGGGCUUGCACUAUAAACCACCACUUAAUUAUUAUAAUAUUAUAUUUUUAGGGAAAACUCUAUGCCAAAUCAGUCUUUAUCAUCUUCUUCAACGGUCAGAAGCUUCAAGACAUUGUAAAUCGGGUCUGCGAUGGAUUCAACGCCAAAUUAUAUUCGUGUCCAAAAAGCUCCAAAGAACGGCGAUUAGUGGAAGCCGAUGUGACAAUACGACUUCACGAUUUACGGAUAGUCAUCGAGAAGACGGAAAAGCACAAACUGGAGGUGAUUUUUUUUGCUUUUUUAAAAUUUUGUGUUUUCGUGUUGGGACCCAAAAAUUUUUUCAUGUUACCCAUGGUAAUUUCUAACCAUUUCUAAUCCUUUUAGCUCCUUCGAGGCGCUGCUUUCGAGCUUCCCGAGUGGGUGAGGACAGCACAUCUGCAGAAAUGCGUGUACCACACCUUGAACUUGUUCACCUUCGACACGAGUGGAAAUUUUUUUGUGGCUGAAUGUUGGGUACCGGAACGCGAGUUGGACGCGGUGUUUCAGACACUACAGCGAGGAGUAGUAAGUCAGCUAUGUAACAAUAUCAACCUUGAGUUGGCAACGACCAAGAAGUUGAUAUUUGAGACGAUUUUCGCAAUGGAUAACGUAAUUUUACCACCAAUUCUUAACGUUUUUGUUGAAUUUUUUAUCAAUUUUUCGAUUAAAAAACAAAAAUUUUCCCUCAAAAACAAAAAAAACGUCCCAGUUCCCUGGAAACAUGUUCAAAUCCCGCAUGCAUUCUUGUAAUUCCAGGACCACGCCGGAUCCUCGAUACGGCCGAUCAUAAAUGUCGUGGAGAGCGCCGAAACACCCCCGACUUUCAAUCGGACCAACAAAUUCACACGAGUUUUUCAAAAUAUUGUCGAUUCGUAUGGCGUGGCAUCCUACCGGGAGGUGAAUCCAGCGCCAUAUACGAUCAUCACCUUCCCAUUUUUGUUUGGAAUCAUGUUUGGAGACUUUGGGCAUGGGCUGAUUAUGGCGUUGGCCGGACUCACCUUCAUCUACUUUGAGCAGAAAAUCAAAGCCGCCAAAAUUAAGGACGAGGUAAGCGAAAUUGAAGAUUUUUUGCGGAAACCUUUUGGUUUCUUUUAUCAUCAAAAAAAAAAAAAAAAUAGAUUUUUUUUGAUUUCUAGCCUUCAGUGUUAUCCUUUAGAGAGAAGGAAGACAAUAUUUCCAGAAAAAUGAACGCUUUCCAAACGAAAUUUGCAAAGAAAAUAGCCAAAAGCCAUUUUUCCCCGACCGUCUCAUCAUUUUGCGAAAUCUCUCGAAAAAAGAUCACACAAUAUCUGAGCCACACCUGCAAAGUAGGAGCUAAAAUUUUCAGGGAGUGAUGUACAAUCUACAGUGGCGGACCUGAUCCAAUGGCGAAAGACAUACCAUUUCGCAUCCGGGAGGUAUCAAAAAUGUAGCAAAAUACCUCCUCUCCAAGUGAAAGAAAACUCCGUUUUGAAGCGAGCCUUUUACCUAAUAAAAAGAGCGAGCGCGCUUUUGAAAUCGGUGUUUUUUCACUUGGAGAGGGAGGUAUUUGCUACAUUUUUGAUACUUUCCGGAUGCAAAAUGAUACAUUUUUUGCCCUUGGAUCCGGACCGCCAAUGUGGGUCGUACAACAAUCCCUGAAAAUUUUAGCUCCUACUUUGCAGAUGUGGCUGAGAUAUGGUGUGAUCUUUUUUCGAGAGAUUGCGCAAAAUCGUGAGACGGUCGGGGAAAAAUGGUUUUGGCUAUUUUUGCAAAUUUCUUUUGGAAAGCGUAGUGGUCCACCAUUAUUUUUCACUUGCUUGCAAAAUUUUUCAGAUUUUCAACACCUUUUACGACGGCCGGUUUAUCAUCGUCUUGAUGGGCUUGUUCUCAAUGUAUGCGGGUAUAAUCUACAACGAUUGUUUUGCGAGGGCCAUAAAUGUGUUCGGAUCUCGUUGGGUACCAACGCAAUCCGAACGACAGCUGCUGAAUAUGAGUUUGGAGAGCAAAUUGGAGCUGGAUCCGGCGACUGCGUUCAAUCAGGCGGUAGGUGAAGAUUAUUAGUAUUUUUUGGAAAUUUUAUUGUGGUCUUUAAUACCUGCUCUAGCUAUUGGAGACUUUUAUAGCGUUUUUUGUAAUAUUCAAUCAGAAAUCCGGCUAUAAAGGACCGUUCGACCUUAUUUUGGUCAAAUUUAUCCAAUAAACCGUUAAUAUAAUCUAUUUUUACAGUGAUUUUGUCCAAAUUCAAUUUUUUUUCAUGCCCAAAUCAACCUAAUAAACGUAUUUUCAGUACGGUCCCUAUCCAAUUGGAGUUGAUCCCAUCUGGGUUCUAGCCGACAAUCGCCUGAAUUUCUUGAAUUCAAUGAAAAUGAAGGCCUCCGUGAUCAUUGGAAUUAUCCAAAUGACUUUCGGAGUCAUUUUGGGAUUUAUGAAUGCUGGGUAAGACUAUAAAAUCAGUAAAUCUAACUCUAACAUCCAUUUUUGACCCUCAAAAUUUCAGUUUCUUCAAGUCCAAAGUGGACAUUUUCACUCAAUGCAUACCUCAACUCAUCUUUCUCAGCUCAAUUUUCGUCUAUUUAUGUGUUCAGAUCUGCGCGAAAUGGCUGUUCUACUGGGUGAAGCCGGCCGAAGUGUUCGGGUUUCAGUAUCCCGGCUCGCAUUGCGCGCCGUCACUGUUGGUGGGGUUGAUCAACAUGUUUAUGUUUCGAGAUCGGCCCGUAGGGUUUUUGGACGCGGAUGGAACCGAAAGGAAAACGUGCCAUAUAGUCUACUGGUAUCCCAAUCAGGUAAUUUACUAUUGUUCGCGCAUAUUUCACAACGCUUUAUACCAUAAAUUGGCCUUUCAAGUCUUACACUACAGUAGCGGACCUUAUCCAGUGGCAAAAAACGUACCAUUUUGCAUCCGGGAAGUAUCAAAAAACUUCAAAAUGCCUCUCUCUCCAACUAGAAAACUCCGUUUUGAAAUGCACGCCCUUUCCUUAAAAAAAGAGCGGGCCUUUGAAAUCGGAGUACUUUUACUUGGAGAGGGAGGUAUUUUGCUACAUUUUUGAUACUUCCCAGAAGCGAAAUGGUACCUUUUUUGCCACUGGAUCAAGUCCGCCACAAUAGUGUGAGACUUGAAAGGCCAAUUUAUGGUCUAAAGCAUUGUGAAACGUCCCUGUUGGUAUAAAAUCCAAAAAAAUAUUUCCAAAAAAUUAAUCCUAAAAUUUUUAGCGAGACGUUGAAACAACAUUAGUCAUUGUUGCCAUUUGUAUGAUACCGAUCAUGCUGUUUGGGAAGCCCAUCUUUUGGCUUUUAUCACACAAGAAGCAUAUCAGAAACCAUGUGGAAACAAGGAGAACGACCAAUGUGGUAGGCCAAAUUUUUAUUUUAGCUCUUAAAAAUACUCUAUUAAAUUUCUAAUAGUCUUUGUUCGAGACAUUUGGCCUUUUCAAUUUCAAAAACUAGAAUUUCCCGCCAAUUUUGGCAUUCUGCACUAAUGGCCGGAAAGGGAUUCAAAUGCCGAAAUAAAUGGCUAAAUCAGCGGUUUAUAGCCAUAAGGUUGUUUAACAGAAGUUAAAGUCCGCCUUUUUGGAUCCAAAUCUAUAUUGUGUAUGGCCAAUUUUAUGGAGUUGUGAUGAUUUUUCCUCAAAAAUAAGGUGGUUCAUAGUUUAAACCUUUACCAAAAUUUGUAAACGCCUUUUCUAGAGUGUCCGAAUCAAGAUGGGAGCCGGAGAAGAAGCGGAACUGAUCAGCGAUCUGCCAGAAACCCCAAAAGUGAGGCACAAGUCUGAAAGUGCGUCUGCUGGCCGUUCCGAACAUGAGAAAAAGGUAUGACCGUUUUACUCCCUAAUCCCACAGUCAUAACGCGUAUUUCUAUAGGAGUUCGGCGAUGUCAUGGUGCAUCAAUCAAUCCAUACAAUUGAAUUUGUACUUGGAUGUAUAUCACACACUGCUUCGUAUCUCCGAUUAUGGGCGCUGUCAUUGGCGCAUGCGCGUAAGUUGUUGGUUAAUUUGGAGAGUCCAAUGCUUCAUAUAGCCAUUUCGCUACUAACAGUAUUCGAAAUUUGCACGCUUCCACGAGGAAAACGUAUUUUAGCCUAUUUUUCACCGUUUUAGAUCUGAAGUAUACAGUGGGGGACGUGAUUCAGUGGCAAAAGACGUACCAUUUUGCAUCCGGGAAGUAUCAAAAAUGCAGCAAACUACCUCCCUCUCCAAGUGAAAAAACUCCGAUCUUCCAAAAUGGUUUUUUAGUUGUAGAGGGAGCUAUAGUGGGCGACCUGAUCCAUUGGCAAAAAACGUACCAUUUUGCAUCCGGGAAGGAUCAAAAAUGUGGCAAAAUGCUUCCCCCUCCAAGUGAAAAAAACUUCGUUUUGAAAGGCGCGGCUUUUCCCUCACAAAAAGACCGGGCGCGCUUUUGAAAUCGGAGUUUUUUUUCACUUGGAGAUGGAAGCAUUUUGCCACUUUUUUAUACCUCCCGGAUGCAAAAUGGUACGUUUUUUGCCACUGGAUCAGGUCCCUCACUGUAUUUUGCUGCAUUUUUGGUACUUCCUGGAUGCAAAGUGGUACGUUUUUUGCCGCUGAAUCAAGUCCACCACUGUGCUUCAGAUCUAAAACGGUGAAAAAUAGGGUAAAAUAUGUUUUCGCAGUCGCAGAAACACCUUUUCAGCGCUAAAAAUCGCUGAUUUUCAGAGCUGUCCGAGGUUUUAUGGGAGUUUGUGAUGCGCUACGUGCUCGAGAAGACCAAUGGGGUGCUUGGUGCAUUCAUGCUGGCAAUAACCUGGUUUAUUUUCUUCUGCCUAACAGUAAUGGUGUUGGUCCUAAUGGAGGGUCUAAGUGCAUUUUUACACGCUCUUCGGUUGCAUUGGUAAGUAAAUUGCGUGUUAUUCUCAUACGGUACAAGUUUCUGAAAGUAUCCAUAUAUUUUUUUGAGAAAUUUCGGAAUUUUUAUAUUAUCCAUGGUGAUUUAGGCCGAUUUUUGUCCAAAAAUUACAGUUUAGGAAAUUUUACCGAUACGCUGGUCAAGGUACACUUUGCAAAAGGCUUAUUAAGCCUUUUAAUACAACAUUUUUAGGGUUGAAUUCCAAAGCAAGUUCUACGAAGGCGCUGGUUACCCCUUCCAACCCCUACAUUUCAAGACCUCGCUCCGAAAGUUGUGCGCAGAAAGUUUGUAUUAUUAA
Molecule: messenger RNA, 7257 nt
Organism: Bursaphelenchus xylophilus (pine wood nematode)
Lineage: Eukaryota; Metazoa; Nematoda; Chromadorea; Rhabditida; Aphelenchoididae
Source: the annotation of a GenBank genome assembly